CCACGAGUGCCGAAUGCUUACGUUUUCUACGUGGAUUGGUUGACCGGCAACACUCUGCCACUACCUCUCAAAAGUUCGUUGAUCGUCAGUUUUGACCGACCAGAACAUGCAAGUGCCUUCUUACAGGAAGGCACCCUACAUCUAAAUUGUAUUCCAUUAGAACGUAAGAGUUUGAUGAGCAUUACUGUCUUUGUCAGUGCCCAAUUUGUCAGAUGUUUGAGCACUCCCGGCGCAACUGCAACUCUUCCAGACGUUGUCCUUAUUGUGGGGACAGCCACAAACCGGUAAAGUGUCGGAACACAGCCAACCUCAUACGCGCCAAUUGUCAAGGUCCAUACGCCUCCCAAGAUACGUUCUGCAGAGCGCUGGGGCUUGCCCACGAUAGGAUCAAGUUCUUACAGAAGCACAGGGCCAGCCCUUAUCCAAAGCCGGCCGUAAAACCAGCUACAGUGCCCUCAGCCGGAGAGCAGGCUGCGCCGAAACCCAAAGAGCGAACCCUGCCGCCUGACUCAAAAGUGCGUAUUGACGCAAAUUGCAACACUAGCACAGAAAGACCAAGACGAAAGAAGUGCAACUGCGGCAAGGCUGCUAAUGCCAACCUACCUGUCAGUACGUCCUUGCCUGUCGAUUCUAAAGAACCCUCCUGUUACCCCUCUACAGCAAACCGCGGCCAUACAGGCCACCUGCAGAAGCCCGCUGGGCACCUUGAAUCAGCAGACGAGGAACAAACCCCAAGCCUUAGACCCUACCAAAUACCCCCAAGGGUCAUAGUAUCCCUUCAAGGACAAGCGGACAGCGGAGCACCGUAACUGCCUGUCUCAGCAACGCGCACUAGAAAUGAUUUAGGAAAGCGAAGUUGAUGUACUAUCAAUACCCAAGUUCAAU
This is a messenger RNA of Aspergillus eucalypticola CBS 122712, 885 nucleotides long. RefSeq lists its product as uncharacterized. Lineage: Eukaryota; Fungi; Ascomycota; Eurotiomycetes; Eurotiales; Aspergillaceae. The transcript has a single exon. The record is from RefSeq and is a predicted model, not a curated record. Bases 213 to 809 code for a protein of 198 amino acids.